UGGACGACUCCAUUGAUGUCCAAGUCCAAGGCUCGGUGGCGUCUGCAGGUUGAUCGAUCGGCGGUGCCAUGGUGUCGUUCAUGAAGGUGUGCGUGGUCGGCGCCGGCGUUGCGGGGUUGGCAGCUGCCCGCGAGCUGCUCCGGGAGGGCCACGACGUGACGGUCAUGGAGCAGAGCGGCGGCGUCGGCGGGCAGUGGCUGUACGAUCCCGCGACCGACGCUGGCGACCCCCUCGGCACGGCCGGCGCGCACAGCAGCAUCUACGCCUCCCUCCGGCUCAACAGCCCCAGGGAGGUCAUCGGCUUCUCCGACUUCCCCUUCUAUCCCAAGAACGACCGCGGCGGCGACGCCCGGCGCUUCCCGCGACACGGCGAGUUCCUGAGGUACAUCAGGGACUUCUGCGACGCGUUCGGGCUCAUGGACGCCGUCAGGCUCAACACCCGUGUCGCGCACGUCGGCAUGGCGCCGCGCAGCGACGACGGCGGCAUCCUGGGGUGGGAGGUGAGGUGCGCCAAGCAAGGUGAGGGUAACGAGGUGGUAACGACGGAGGAGGUGUUCGACGCCAUCGUCGUCGCUGUCGGCCAAUUCACGCAGCCAAGGAUCCCGACCAUCAACGGCAUGGACAAGUGGAGCAGGAGGCAGCUACAUUCCCACUCGUACCGGGUUCCCGACUCGUUCCACGGCGAGGUGGUGGUGAUCGUCGGCUGCCAUGAGAGCGGCAAGGACAUCGCCCUGGAUCUUCGCGAGGUGGUGAGGGAGGUGCACAUCAGCGUCAAGCCCAUGGCCGGCACCAUCUCCCCCGGCAUGUCCAAGGCGGUGUCCAAGCACCCCAAUCUUCACCUGCACCCCGAGAUCGAUUGCUUGUGCGACGACGGGCGGGUGGUGUUCGUUGACGGCUCCGGCGUCGUCGCCGACGCCAUCAUCUACUGCACGGGAUACGACUACUCAUUCCCGUUCCUGGACACGGCCGGACUUGUCACCGUCGACGACAACCGCGUCGGCCCGCUGUUCGAGCACACCUUCCCGCCGGCGCUGGCGCCGUGGCUCUCGUUCGUGGGCGUGCCCAGGAUGGUGAUCCUGCCGCGUUUCUACGAGAUGCAGGCGAGGUGGGUGGCGCAGGUGCUGUCCGGACGGAUGGCGCUGCCGCCGGUGGAGGAGAUGCUGCGCACCGUCGAGGAGUACAACCGCGCGAGGGAGGCCGCCGGCGUGCCCAAGCGCCUCACGCACGCCGUCGGCUUCGACUUGGAGCUGUGCGACGAGUUCGGGGAGAAGCGCUGCGGGUUCCCGCGACUGGAGGACUGGAAGAAGGAGCUCUUCUUGUCCGCCAUCACAUCAUUGCUCGACGAUGCGGAGAGCUGGCGUGACGACUACCUCGACAGCGACAUCGUCCUGGAGGGCUUGCGCUCGCAGGGCUGGCUCACCGGGCGGUCGCCGCAUGACAAGGACGACGACGGGGCCGCCGGAGAAAGGGCACCAAAGCCACAGACCCAUUCGUGAUGCAUGGUAGUAGCAAGUACAAACCCUGAUGGUAUUAGAGCAGCUCCAAUGUAGGAAUUUUAGGGGUGCUCUGAAAGUUUCAGAAAUAAAUUCUCUAUGGCUAGACGCUAGAGAUCAGACGAGGGUGCUAGUAUGAGCACUACCUUAGCUGUGCAGCUUGCUUUUGUACCCGGUGCUUUAAAUAAAAUAAUAUUGUGCUAUGGUAA
Molecule: messenger RNA, 1702 nt
Organism: Panicum hallii
Lineage: Eukaryota; Viridiplantae; Streptophyta; Magnoliopsida; Poales; Poaceae
Product: flavin-containing monooxygenase FMO GS-OX-like 8
Exons: 4
Coding region: 69-1496 (475 amino acids)
Molecular function (GO): flavin adenine dinucleotide binding; NADP binding; N,N-dimethylaniline monooxygenase activity
Source: RefSeq, a predicted model, not a curated record